Molecule: messenger RNA, 1524 nt
Organism: Fusarium oxysporum Fo47
Lineage: Eukaryota; Fungi; Ascomycota; Sordariomycetes; Hypocreales; Nectriaceae
Product: cytochrome P450
Exons: 3
Coding region: 1-1524 (507 amino acids)
Molecular function (GO): heme binding; monooxygenase activity; iron ion binding
Source: RefSeq, a predicted model, not a curated record
AUGUUGCCUGCAAUCUUUAUUGUUAUAGGGGUUGUUCUCGCAAUAAUCUACAUUCGGACCAGACCUCGCAAGAAUCUCCCUCCUGGUCCCAAGCCCCUCCCCGUCCUAGGCAAUAUCAGAGACAUGCCAGAUGGGACAACCCCAGAAUACAAACAUUGGAUUAAGUUCAAAGACCUGUACGGCCCAAUCAGCCAUGUCUCCAUCUUCGGUCAAUCCCUCAUUAUACUCCACGAUCGUGACGCUGCGAACGCUAUCCUAGAGAAAACAUCAAUCAAGACAUCCGGACGACCACAGUUUAUCUUCGGGAAUGAAAUAAAAUUCGUUCAUCAGCAAUUGGGCACUAAAACAGCAGCAUCGCGAUUUCGGGACGUUCAAGACGUGGAAUCACGUCGGCUCCUAUUGCGGAUCUUGGAGAGCCCUGAGAAGUUGUCUACACAUAUAAAAACCGAAGCAAGCGCUAUAAUUCUGAAAAUAACAUAUGGCUACAAUCUCGAGCCGCAUAAAGCCGACCCUUUGGCGCUGUUAAUAGAGCAUAUGAUGCAUAAUUUCUCACUCGCAUUCGUCCCUAUGAGUUGGCCGGUUGAUGUCCUGCCGAUCCUUCGGCAUUUCCCAGAAACCCUACCAGGAAUGUCCUUCAAGCGCAUAGCCAGAGACUGGAACGCCAAUAUGCGCAUGGUAGUUGACGUACCGUAUCACUUUGUUCGGAAGAAAAUGGCAAAGCAAUCUCAUCGGCCAUCAUAUGUCUCUUCGCUCAUUAAGCAAUAUGAUGAAGGUCUGGAUACAGAGAGCGAGGCUGCCAUUAAGCAAACCGCCGCUGCCAUGUACGCUGGAGGCGCUGAUACCACUGUUUCGUCCAUCCGUGGUUUUGUGCUGGCUAUGUUGCUGUUCCCAGAUGUUCGGAGGAAGGCACAGCAAGAGAUAGAUUCCAUUGUUGGGGCCGAUAGACUUCCCCAGUUCGAAGACCGCGAUAAUCUUCCUUACAUCGAUGCCUUGGUCAAGGAAACACUCCGAUGGAUCCCGGUAGCCCCAAUGGGAGUCGCUCAUACAGCCGACGAGGAUAUACAAUAUAAGGGCUUCGUCAUCCCCAAAGGUGCAUCUUUCCUGCCAGCGGUAUGGUGGUUCCUCCAUGAUCCAGCGAUCUAUUCAGACCCAUCUUCUUUUGAUCCGGACAGAUAUCUGGAACCACGAAAUGAACCGCAUCCCAAUUUUGCCUCAUUUGGGUUCGGUCGCAGAGUUUGUCCCGGAAGAUUCCUCGCCGAUGACAGUCUGUUUAUCAGUAUUUCACGUCUCCUCGCUGCCUUUGAGAUAAAGAAGGCUGUCGAUGGGCGUGGCAAUGGAAUUGAACCUGAGAUAAGUAUCACGCCAGGCAUGAUUGGUCAUAUUCGUGACUUCCCAUAUGACAUCAAGCCAAGGAGCGAGAAGUAUGCGGACAUGAUCAGACGAUUGGAGUUGGAACAUCCAUGGGAAGAAGGAGAUGCUGGGUUGCUGGAGGAGGAGCUCUCUUUGUAUGCGGUCAAUGUUUAG